Messenger RNA from Anopheles gambiae (African malaria mosquito), 1341 nucleotides. RefSeq lists its product as uncharacterized. The record is from RefSeq and is a predicted model, not a curated record. Lineage: Eukaryota; Metazoa; Arthropoda; Insecta; Diptera; Culicidae. The coding region runs from base 935 to 1333 and encodes 132 amino acids. The transcript has 2 exons.
AUCUUCUGCUAAGUCACCAACCCAUUUUCCAAACUCCAAAAGCGUCACUUCCGAAAGUUUACUCCUCGUUCUCGCCCAGUCGAUGCAUAGGACGGGGGGUAGUUUCCUGACUAACUCCUUGAGUAACGCCACGUCGUACAUGUACCCUCGUAACCCGGAGGCCGUCAUCGUUCCUACCAACCGCUUCACCGCAUAUCCAAACUCUACGACCGUUGACAGCCUUUCAAUCUUCGGUGGUGCCAUUUUUCUGAUCUUCUCGGUCAUGGACUCCACAAUCAGAUCUGGUCUGCCGAAACGCGCCUUUAGAGUCGCCAUCACCUCAUUCAACCCGUCCGGGAAGGACAAAAGGUGGCCUACCGCUUCGAACGCCGCUCCUCUCAACGCAUAUUGUAGACGGCCAAUGUUUUCGUCAUCGGUGUAACCACAUGCAGUGUUAGUGCGGUUAUACGUGGCUAUGAAAAACGACCACGCUUCUGGUUCCCCGGAAAAGAUCGGAAGGUCCCGGGGCACCGGUUGACGAGCAGCUAUCUGGCUCUGACUCAGUGUGCUGGUGUUGAAAUGUGGUUGCACAUAUUCGUGUUGUGGUAGUAUCGUGUGAGCCGAAUGUGUAUGCGAAGUGUACGUCGGGUGUGUCUGUAUAGUGUGCGCUGAGUGAGAAUGUGUCGCGUGAGGAAGAGUUUGUGUUGCGUGAGGAUGCAUCCUUUGUGACGGUAGUGUAGCGUAGGUCGACGCAAUCGCGGGGCUCGGUUGAGGGAGUUGGGCUUGCUCAGCAGCGGCGCGUUGCCCGAGGUCGUUGCCCCCUGGAAUUUGGCCUUGCGUAAGGGCUUUUCCCGCCGGGUAUAUUCGACGCAAGGAUUCCUCGAAACUCUUCACCCACCCAGCAAACUCCGGAUAAUGUGUCCCCCCAGUGCCGCCGUGGUUGGGAUGCUCAGCGAUGGCCGCCGAGCCAUUUUCGUCUUCUGCAUCCCGUAGCAUCUGCAUCUCGUGCUCAAUCUCCUGCAAUCGUCGUCUUCGCGAUUCGCGAAUGUCAUCGCGGCCCUGGUUCGCACCGUGGUUUAAUGCGUGGAACGGUGAACUUAUCCCCUUACUCUGCCCCUCUUUGCAAAGUACCGCAACGUUCGUUGUGGUGGCAUCGCUCCUCGGGGUGCUUCCUUCCGUCGUUACAGUGCUCGAUGUUCCCGGGGAGGAUGGAUCGUACCUGGGCCCGCCAGAGACGUUACCGCUUUCCUGCGGCGUUUCCGGACUCGCUGCGUUGUCACCUGACAGACUGUUGGGCACUCACGAGUUUCCAACACCCGGUAAUCCUCCGCAUAGUCCGGAUCAGCCACGAUAGCAUUGGCC